GUUCCACAUUUUCGAAAAUAGCGCUCCCGAUGUCUGUAUGGGAUGAUCACAUUCAUGCGACUAAAAAGUUCAAACACAGUGAAUCCAAUGAGGAAUCAAAUGGAAAUCAUGACAAGCGCAAACAAGUUGACGCACAUGUUCAAGCUUUCCUCAAGGCUGUGCUUGACCAUGCCCAUGGUGGUACUGUCCGGCAGACAAACAAUCCAAACAAAAAAGAUAAAUCUGUGAUAAAAAAGGAUGCUUUCACUCAGACAGACGAACAGAAUGACUUUGACUUUGAAUCGUGUUCGUACUAUCCAGAUCAGUCAGUUUCUGAAUAUAUGGGUUGCAACAAAAAUGAACAAAGUAGUCGAGUUCCUAAUCGAGAAAUGUACAGCGAGGAAGCGUUAAAUUUACUUUCCCAACAGAGUUUUUAUUCUGAAGAAGCACAAAACGAUCUCUCUUUGAAUGACAACUCCAUCCACUGCUAUUCCACUCAAGGUGAAACUGGUCUCUUAAGUCAUGGUGUUAGUAACAAGGGUACCCGCAUUUCUUCCAAUAAGAUCAAGAGGGCAAUAGACGAAUGGGUUAAAAAAUAUGAAGACUGGUUUUUUCAAAACUUUGGAAUGGAUGUACGAACGGCGUCCCAUUCAAUUGAAUCAAAACCUGAAACCGAACUCAAACAAAGUUCAGAAGCAAUUAUUGGUGCUCAAACACUGUUCAACACCAAUUCAUCCGAUUCUCAAAUGCUAAAUCCUUGCGUUGUAUCACACGCGCCUGUUAGUUAUUUCAUCCCAGAGGGUUCGUUGUGCACAAUCGAUGGUAGAUUUUCACCAUACUACUCCCUCGUCCCUUCAUUUUACCUUUCCCCAACUCUAAGCAACGCUCCCCUUGGUUUACACUCUAAUGUGACAGCUUUCAACUUCGGUGUUGGUGUAUCGCUGUAUCCAAAUCACACAUUUAUCCCUACCACCAUUAAUACAACCAUGUCUAAUGCAGUCGUUUCAUACUCAUCGAAUUUCGCCAACCAGCUAGGUGCUUCUACAGUGUCAUUUCCACCAAACGUAACCAGCACUACUACAACGUGCAAUACAACGAGCUUUCACGUAGGUACAUCCUUUCCUAUACCUCCGACUAUUCAACAAAAUCAUUGCAUCACUUCCUUCGCAGAUCUACCCAGUGAGUUACAAACAUCUGCAAUGCUUGCCACUUUAGCCCUCCCAGUUGCUGACAGUCAACAUAGUUUAGGUCAGUGGGGACCACAUUUAAAAUAUGGUACUUAUGGUCGGCUCCCAUCUCCCCUGGACCUACAAGCUUUCGAUUCCCAAAGGAAGUUAUCUGAGUUCGGACAAAAUAAAGCGAAUCAAUUAUCUUAUUCAUCGCCUGAUAUGUCAAACAUAUCUCCUACUCCUAAUAAAUCAGUGAAAAUGCCUCCUCCACCUCCCACCUUCAUUCUUUUAAGAAGACAAGCCAUGGUCUGUGCACUCCAGCUAUGUUGUCGGGAGCGUGGAAGCGAACUAUUUCUUCGUGAAAAAGAAAGUUGUAGUGGCUUAUUCAUUGACUUUGUGAAGGAACUAGCCCAAGUAGUUGAAUCCAGUAUUGGCCUUCAACCCACAUAUGUUUUUACGAAAAUCACAGAUCUUCCCCAGAGGGAACGUUCUUUUUUUCUGACUCCUGAAGUUCAAAAAUAUCCUCAAAAUCACCUAUCCCCUAUUUCAAAUACUGAAAAAGCGUUUGAUAUCAAACAAUUAAUUGCUUGUGAUCUUUUGAUUGGAGAUGUGCUAAUUGCAGAAUCACUUUCAGCGUCUAAAUCCCUUGCACAAAUCUGCACUGCACGACAGGCCUUUCAGAUUUUAUCUCGUCCUUGUUUCCUCGUCGGAUCUGUACGCCAAUGGGAGGAGGUUGAAUACUUGGUUUUAUGUUUAAGUCCGAAAGCCGAAAUAGUUCCUAAACUGUCUCCAUUUCUCAAGGACCCUUUUGAAUCCAACUUCGAAAAGGAUAGUGAAUUUGAAGGUGAUGAGAGCAUCAUCACAGUUUUCACCCCUAAACCAUUUGAUGAUAUGUGGAUUUACCUAGCACGACUUCCAAAAGAAAAUUUAUAUGAUCAGGUCCAUCUAGAGAGAAUUUUGGCCCAGUCUGCUGAAUUCAGUCAAAUGCUCAUCAGCUUUGAAUUUGAAGUGCAAACAACCACUGGUCAAAUUAUUUGUAAUACAUUAAUUGAUAAUCAACGUUGUCUAAGCGUUGAAAGUCCAGAUCUUCAUGGUGCUCAACAAUCGGCAAUGAGUAGUUUGCUGAAUAAAUUAUGUGCUACUCAACCUGUGGUUGGUUUAGUAUUCUCACGGGAAGAAGAAUUCGAAGAUGACACUACUUCGUCUCUUUGGGGAAUUCCUGAACACGUCAUGGUUGAAAAUCUCAUGUGGGGUAAAGAAGAACUGGAUUCACCAAUACAUUUUGAACAACUAGAAGCACACUGUGAAAUUCCAACUCUAUCUCCAACACAUCUUAAUUGUGAUGGCGCAGAUACUAAUAACAAUUAUGAUGGAAUAAAUUGUACUAAUCGAUUUUCGUCGCCUAUCAUAAUAGAAAACUAUCUUCAAGCGUAUGCUGCUUCAGCUUUAGUCUCACCGAUUUGUAUAUUUCCUACUGUCGUUCCCAACAAUCUCUGGCCAGUCGUACAACAACAUGCUAGGCGUUGGGGUUUGUUAAGUCGUGUGGAAGUUAAACGUAAUCCGGAUCCUUCCAGUUGUGUUAUCGUUUGUAAACGAGUCCCACUCUCUCGAUUAAAAAGAUCACUAUAUGAUCAACAACAAUAUGGUUGCUUUCAUCUAAUUGAUAAAGGCAAUCUUACAACUGAGGCUUUAAAGCGUUUAUAUCAAGCUGAUCCACUUUGUUUUAGUGAAGAUGGUUCAACAACAUCAAACGAUAACGUUCAAUCAUCUGACCAUAUGACUAAUUCCAACUUAUUAUCUUCCUCACCACCAACGUAUUUUAGAACAUCAGACGAGUACAAUGAUGAACCAGUUACUCGUUAUGCUCGUGAAUUCCUUUCUACAUAUAAAACACGCAUCAAAAAAGAAUCUAAUGAAGAUAAUUGUAAUCUAAUCAAUGAUGAUUGUGUACUUGUAACAGCAGAACUUAAUCAACCAUCAAAUGCUAUCGAAAUAUUAGAUGAUCUUCCUAAAACACUUAUACCGGGUAUAGAUUUUUAGUACUUGUCAAAUUAAACAAAAAAACUAGAUCUUUCAUCAGUUUUAGAUAUUUUUGACACCCGGUACAAUUUCUUAAACUAUUUUUUUCUGACUAUUUCAAUACUAACAAAUUGAAGAGCAUUUUAAAAAAAAAUAGUUUUGCAUUUAUUCCAUUAUACUUUAGUUCUCCCAGUGUUCAUUCGUAUCAUCAUCAUCUUCAUCAUCACAAUUAUUGUUUUGUACAAAUGAUUUGUUUGUUUUUUUCCCCGGCAAUUGUGGAUCAUCUAUCAAAUCAUGAUAAUAAUUUUUCUUGAUACAUUGUUCUUUUUCUUGUUAUUUUCUUUUUACAUUUGUUUUUUUUAUGUGCGAGUUGUUUCGCUGCUUUCCCUCACAUUACAGGAAUGAUUCAUACGGUAAACAUGUUUAUCGGAAUUGUCAUGGCUAAUAUUUCUAAAAGUAGUUUUUGUAUGAUAAGAUGCCAAAUGACUAAGAAUUCUGUUUGUUUUAUUUGUGCUAUUUAUUUUACUGGAAAUCCAUGGUUUUGUGUGAUUCUGACUAUGCUUUACAUUCAACUAUCCAACGUAAAUUGGAUGAUAUUGAAUAUCGGCUCAUAUUAUUAUUGUUAUGGGUCCAGUUUUCUUGUCACCACAAGUACACUUGUCUAAGAUGCUUAUAUAUGAUAGUUUGUAUUGACACAGGUUACCGAUAAUCAAGAUAAGGGUACGAUUUAACAGCAUAUUAAAUAAUAUAACUAAGAUCACGUGUUAAUGAGUUUAACCAAAUAAAUUAGAUCACCGUAUUCACGAUCUAAAUUCACUUGACUCAACACGCUACUACAGAUAUUCUAUAUGUAUUCUAGGGUAGAAAUUUACAAUAUUUUGAAAGUCGACCAUAGUAGUUCAGUUUUUUUCGUGUUUUCAUUCGAUGGGGCAAUCGUUUGACUGGUUACCGUAACUUUUCUCACCAUAACAUCUAAUAAUGAUCAUUUAAGUGUAGACGAAGAUAUUUCCCAGAUAUUCUAUGUAUACUUCCAAAAUAAUCUAUCAGUAUUUUUCUCUUCCAAACAAAAUAUUAAUAUUAACGUCUAAUAGCAUCUCUUAUACCGAGUGAAAUCAACUGUGUCAAAUAUUUUAUUGAUAUCAUUCGAAUGAUCUGUGUCGGCAAUACCUUAAAAUAAGUAGAUUGUGAAUAUGAUAUAGAAAUGAUACUCAAUAGUAAGUGAAAAGUUAUUAUCUAAAUCUCACUACUGUAGAAUCUCACAUUAAUUGUUAAGCAAGUCAACUGAAUUCUCAGCUUUGGUGUUUGUAAUAGAUGUAUGAGAUGAAAUGACUAGGAUCAUAAAAAUAACAUUGUCACCAAAUUCGAAAAAUCACAGUAUUUGUUGAAAGUAGGAGAUAUCUACAUUUUUGGUUAGUCACAAGCAAAUGAAUAGGGUUAAUUGAACAAAUUUCAAACCCUUAGAAGCUUGAUCCUCGCCUUAUUGAUGAGCGUGUUUUUUUUUCAGUCAAGUCCUUAUUAGUGCGGACCAGUUUACGGACAUCAAACAAUUCACUGUUCUGUGUGUAAACAGGGACAAAUUCGAAUGGUGUGAAAAAUCGAUGAGGACAAUUAUGACUUGUUCCUAAUUCACAUCUCGUAUAUAAAAUGGAUGCAAAAUUAAAGGAGUUUGAUUAAAAAUAUGAUUAUUCUAGUUCACACGUAUGAUGUUUCCCAAAAAUAUCACGGAAUCGAGUUUCAUGUUGGAAACUCGUCUAAUCUAGGGAAAAGUAUUUUCAACUAAUUAUUCAGCCAAGUUUUCCAUUUGAAGUUGAGAGUGUAGACUUUAGUACUGCCACGUAAUGACUCGAUGGUUUUAUGCUCACUAUGCGUCAUGAAAUUCUUGAAGUUAUAUAUGUGUGCACCGCUGUAUGGUCUGUAAAUAAAAGCCAGAAUCUCUCGGUUUUGUUAAUUUUCGGGAUAAACCUAUCCCUAACUUAAACAUGAUCUCUACAAGACACAUUGAAUAAGUUAUCUUCAAAAUGAUGGAGUGUGUAGAAAUUUGAAUUUCACUUCAGGAAGUUAACUUUUCCAAACUCAUGUAUUGAAAGAAGAAUAUCAAAUCAAAUUAUGAGCUCAUGCAUACAAUAUGUUUCUCUGAAGUGUUAUAUUCAAGAAGUAUAUUUUAUAUUCAUGUGUAUGUAGGUGGUGGCGAGCAAUUUUAGGAUUUGAAGUGUGACUGAUUCAAUCUAUAGGUUUGUUUUGCAAGAGCAUGUGUGAUUAUCUAAAUCUCGCGGAUAAGGCGUUUUUCAUUGGUGGCAAAAGGAUUCAACGCUUUAGGCAUGGGUUAUCUGGUCGGAGUCUGCAUAUAGUAAUCCUAACUAAUGGCUAUGCACUAGAGACUAUGACUCAUCUUCGUUCACUGUUCGUUUUUAUUCUGAAUGAAGUUCCGGAAUCUCCAUAUACCUUUUCUUUUGUUUUCUACACCGAGUCUUUUUUUACUACUCUGGUAUUUGUCUGAAGAUUUUAUCUCCAUAUUUUAACUUGUUAUAGCAACUUGAACCGAUUCACAUAUCUCACGUUCUACGUUGCACAUAACUGAAAGGCUAUAUAUGAACUGUGGUGUGGGCUACUUAUAUCCACAUAAGUAGUAUAUGACAAUUGUCGGGCAUUUAAUGUAUUUCGUAGAAGAUCGGUAAGGAAAGAACGGGAACGCAAUUGGUAUGAAAAUAAUCGGAGACUAUGGACUGAUAUUUGCCGAAGGACCAGUCAAGAUUGAGACAAUUGAUU
This is a messenger RNA of Schistosoma rodhaini, 5933 nucleotides long. The record is from the annotation of a GenBank genome assembly. NCBI's taxonomy places the organism in Eukaryota, Metazoa, Platyhelminthes, Trematoda, Strigeidida, Schistosomatidae.